This is a messenger RNA of Plectropomus leopardus (leopard coralgrouper), 1686 nucleotides long. Lineage: Eukaryota; Metazoa; Chordata; Actinopteri; Perciformes; Serranidae. The record is from RefSeq and is a predicted model, not a curated record.
ACGGCCGUGCUGGCCAAUCACUGGGUAGACGAUGACUGCGCAGCUGGAGACGGUCCAGCCCGUCUUCUCUCUCUGCUGGGUGGACAUUUUGACCUGGUCCUGCAGUCCUGUCGAUCAGGUCACAGGGUCCCCGAGCCCUCCAUGUUCAGCGCUGCUCUGCAGCACCUGGGAGUGACAUCACAACAGGCUCUGUGGCUGGAUGCAGAUGAGGACGGUGUGAAGGCAGCAGAGCGAGCGGGGAUAAAGGCCAUCUUGGUGGAAAAUCUGGAUGACGCACUGAAAAAACUAGCCAUCUUUACUGGGGUUCAGCCUGUUGCAGCACAGAGUCCUCCACCAUCCUGCAGCCCUGACGACGUGUCUCACGGAUACAUCACCAUCAGGCCUGGUGUGAGGACUCAUUAUGUUGAAAUGGGAUCAGGUCCACCUGUUCUGCUGUGUCACGGCUUCCCUGAGAGCUGGUACUCCUGGAGGUACCAGAUUCCCGCCCUGGCAGCAGCCGGCUUCAGGGUGUUGGCUCUGGACAUGAAGGGAUACGGAGAGUCCACAGCGCCCCCAGACAUCGAGGAAUAUUCUCAGGAGCAGAUUUGCAAGGAUUUAAUCACAUUUUUGGACAAAAUGUCGAUACCGCGGGUCACCCUGGUGGGUCACGACUGGGGCGGCGCUCUGGUGUGGACGCUGGCGAGUUGGUACCCUGAGAGAGUCAGUGCGGUGGUGUCCCUCAACACUCCGAUGUUCUCCGUGGAUCCCUCUGAGAGUUUUUCAGAGAAACUGAAGGCGAUUCCCAUAUUUGACUACCAGCUCUACUUCCAAAAAGUGGGCGUAGCCGAGGCCGAGCUGGAGGGAGACUUGGAGAGAACGUUCAAGAUUUUCUUUUUCAGCAGUGCUGAAGCUGCGCAGCGUCCUGCUCUCAGCACUGCAGGAGUCUGUGCUCGAGGUGGUCUGUUUGUGGGUCUGCCGCAGCAGAUUCCCCGCAGCUCCAUGCUGACGGAGGCCGAUCUGCAGUUUUAUGUCAGCCAGUACAGAGAGCGAGGCUUCAGGAGACCGUUGAACUGGUACAGAAAUGGGGACGCGAACUGGAGGUGGAUGUGUUCUCAUCCCACUGGGAAGCUGCUGAUGCCGGCGCUGAUGGUGACGGCAGGUAAAGACCCGGUGCUGCUUCCGGCCCUGACCAAAGGGAUGGAGGACAUGAUCCCCAACCUGAGCAGAGGACACAUUGAGGACUGUGGACACUGGACUCAGAUGGAAAAGCCAGCGGAGACAAACCGCAUCCUGAUAUCAUGGCUUGCAGAGGCGCUCAGGGAGGCCAGAGACGUUACCAUGGCACCCAAACUGUGAGGAGCCAUAAACAGCUAAUCAACGAAUUGAUUAGUGGAAGAAAAUUCAUUCACAGCAACGCCUUUUUUUAAAAAAAAUAAAUAUAUAUAAUCCAGGGUUCCCAUGUCUUCAUGAACAAAAUGUCAAAACUUUUCCAUGACUUUUCAAGGACCCAAUUUUUUGUGUUUUCUAUAAAAAUCAGUGUAAAAAUCACCUACAAUACAAUGACAAAGAGACAUAAAAUCACUUAAGAAAAAAACAAAAUGUCCAAAAAAGACACAAAAUGACUCUAAAAGGACACUAUGUAAUCACAAGGACACAAAAUGACUAAAAGAAGAGAAGAAAUGACCAAAAAAUUAGACAGGACAACCA